Emericellopsis atlantica is the source of this 699-nucleotide messenger RNA. Its product is annotated as RNAse P Rpr2/Rpp21/SNM1 subunit domain-containing protein. Lineage: Eukaryota; Fungi; Ascomycota; Sordariomycetes; Hypocreales; Bionectriaceae. The coding region runs from base 93 to 653 and encodes 186 amino acids. The transcript has a single exon. Gene Ontology annotation, biological process: tRNA processing. Gene Ontology annotation, cellular component: nucleolar ribonuclease P complex. The record is from RefSeq and is a predicted model, not a curated record.
CGUGUCACAUUAAGCUUCAGUAGCUUCUCUGGCUUAGUCAUGAACAUAAAGGUCAAAGAACAUUCACGAACACAUCCGUACAGUCAAUCACCAUGGCAAAAUCAAAGACACCUACUGUAGUGAACCGUCACAUCUACACCAGGGCGUCAUAUCUGUACCAAGCUGCUGAUUAUCUCGUCAAAUGUCAGAAUCAGGGGUCGACCAUCAGUCAGGACGAGCCAACCAAAGCAGCCGAGUGCCAACAUGAAUCCAGCGUGUCUGAUUCAGCCCAACUGUGGCGAAGAGCAAGCUCAAAUACAGCCAGGCAGAUGCUGGCAGAAAUGAGGUCCAUGACUUUGAAGGCACAAGUGCGACAAAGCCCGGACAUGAAGAGAACUGUUUGCAAGUAUUGCGACUCCAAACUUGUCGAGGGUCAGACCAGUCGCUCUUAUAUCGAGAAUGCCAGUAAAGGCGGCAGAAAACCUUGGGCAGACGUCCUGGUCAUUGAAUGUCAGAUUUGCAAGAAUGUGAAGCGCUUUCCCGUCAGCGCAUUGCGGCAAAAAAGGAGACAUCUUCGAUCAAGCAAGGCGCAGCCCUAUACGAGUGUCAAACCUGGGAAGCAAGACAUGCCCGCAUUACCCAACGAGGUGACCAAACCGCCAGCUGCAGAUUGAGAGUUUCGGAGAAUUCAUAUUGUUUCAACAGUCUACUUGUAGAUGU